Messenger RNA from Bombus impatiens (common eastern bumble bee), 1153 nucleotides. Its product is annotated as H/ACA ribonucleoprotein complex subunit 2-like protein. The record is from RefSeq and is a predicted model, not a curated record. Gene Ontology annotation, molecular function: box H/ACA snoRNA binding. Lineage: Eukaryota; Metazoa; Arthropoda; Insecta; Hymenoptera; Apidae. Gene Ontology annotation, cellular component: box H/ACA snoRNP complex. Bases 207 to 680 code for a protein of 157 amino acids. Gene Ontology annotation, biological process: snRNA pseudouridine synthesis; rRNA pseudouridine synthesis. The transcript is spliced from 4 exons.
ACACAAGACAAAUUCCAUUUUUGUUUUGAAAAUAGCGUGACCUCUACUGUUGUCACAAUGUACUUUAUGGUUAGUUUAGUCUGUAAAUACCGAAGGUUAGUCUGUAAGUAUCGAAGGUUAGUCUCUAACCUCUAAGUGAGUGUAAGGGCACGUGGGUAAGAUAUAGUAAACUUUCGAACGGGAAAUCAUUAUUAUUAUUGCAAAAUAUGGAGCAAAUAACAAUAAAAGAGGAAAUUGACGAUAGUGUGAGAGAAACAGAGACUGGUGAUAAUACAGAACUUAAAUACGAAGAAAAAUUAAAAUACACAAGCCUUAUAGCUAAACCCAUGGCCCCAAAAAAAUUAACCAAAAAAAUUUAUAAGUGUAUUAAAAAAGCUGCAAAGCAUAAAUCUUAUCUUCGUAAUGGUUUGAAGGAUGUUCAGAAGCAUCUUCGCAAAGGAGAACAAGGAUUAGUAGUCUUUGCUGGAGACGUAUUUCCAAUAGAAAUCAUGUGUCACUUACCAAUUGUAUGCGAAGACAAAAAUAUCCCAUACUGCUACACACCUUCGAGACAAGACAUUGGUGCUGCUAUGGGUGUGAAAAGAGGCAGUCUUAUGGUACUUAUUAAGGAACAUGAAGAAUAUAAAGAACUUUAUGAUGAAAUAAAAACUGCGAUGGUAACAUUAUCAACGCCACUAUAGAUAUAUAUUUAACCAUUUGUAUUUUUAAUCACUUUGUAAAUAGAAGAGAUUCAUAUAUCCUUAAGAGAGAGAAGAGUAUUGUAUCAGAGACUGCAAUUUUUUAUACAAAUAUCUUUCAUUAUUAUGAUGUAACCUAUUUAUUAUAUAGAUGGCAAGUUUUUUAACACAAAUCACUGUAUGAUAAAAGAAUCAAAAAAGAGAUAGAAAUAAAACUUUUCUAAUUUAAUCUCUUCCCGUGCCAGUUAGUUUGUCGGAACAGACCAGACUGAUGCUCGUAAACAGGAACUAACAUUCAGUCACGAUCGUAACGGGCAAAGAUACAGUUCGCGAGCUCGUCUUAUUAUGUUUACGUUUGGUCCAAGUAUCUGGUCGCGAGUCAGGCUCAUAAUAUUCAUGUUUGGGCAAAAAUCUUCAUCGCAACUCUGAGUCGCUACAGUACGGGAAGGGGUUAAUGUAACAUUUUUUAAUUUGGA